Molecule: messenger RNA, 1183 nt
Organism: Rhododendron vialii
Lineage: Eukaryota; Viridiplantae; Streptophyta; Magnoliopsida; Ericales; Ericaceae
Product: F-box/FBD/LRR-repeat protein At5g56420-like
Exons: 3
Coding region: 308-1183 (291 amino acids)
Molecular function (GO): protein binding
Source: RefSeq, a predicted model, not a curated record
UACAGAACACACGUGUCCCUCCCGAACACUUACUACAGCACACACGUGUCCCUCACGAACACUUACUACAGCCACCGGUCAAGUAUCUCUAGUCACCAACAUCAGCCGCGACAGGCGUCCCCGCCCUUCUCUCUCCGGUUACCAACGGUCAGUCCACCGGCCGGCGAUCUUUGUUGCCGCUGCAGUCGUAAAGGCCACUAGGGUUUCACAAUCUUCUCUUCUGAAGUUGGCAAACACAAAAAUAUAUGGAUGCUAUUGGGGAUUGAGUUUUGAAAACUACUUUGAUGGAAGAUGGAAACUGACUCUGAUGGGAUUCCACUUCUUUGACUCAAAGCUUCAAAUUAAAUCCAGAAGUCAAGCAAAUACCAUGAGAGAAGUCAUGGGUUCAAACUCACGAAGGCAGAUGCUUUGUGAGGAGAAGCAGUAUGAAGAUAGGAUCAGCAACUUACCAGACAGCCUUAUUGCCCAAAUCCUCUCCUGUCUUCCCACAAAAUACGCGGUGGCAACUAGUGUCUUAUCGACUAGGUGGAAGCAAUUAUGGACAUCAAUCACCAGUUUGGAUUUUGAUGAUGAGUUGCUGUUACUUCCUCAUAAUCAAACUAGUAAUCCAAUGCUGCACAGGAUUUUCACAAGUUUUGUAUGCCGAGUGUUGUCACUGCAUAGGGGAAAAUGUGUGCAAAAGUUCCGUCUCAAAUGCACUCACACUUGUGAUGUUUCACAUGUUAAUGGGUGGAUUGCUGAUAUGGUACUGCGUGAUGUUCGAGAACUUGAUCUGUCCGUCCAUGUGGAACACUCUAUUUUGCUUCCUCGGAAGCUCUUUACUUGCAGAACUCUGGUGGUGUUAAAACUGAAUGAUAUUUACGAUGUUACGGUCAUGGAUGUACCUACUUCGGUUUCCCUCCCUAACCUUAAAAUUCUGCAUCUUGUUGGUAUCGGCUUUGUAGAUGAUGACUCAAUCAAUAGGUUCCUCUUUGGCUGCCCUGUGCUUGAAGAGCUGAGUAUGACUAGAUGUGUAAGGGAAGAUGUGGGUGUGAUUAAUGUUGUUGCACCUGUUCUUACAAGCUUGAUUAUAUCCGAAUGUUUGGCAGAGUAUACCCACAGUUUGGAGUCCAAGAUUGUGCUAGACACCCCGGCACUUCUAUACCUCAUGAUCAGUGAUCUCCUGCGGGAGGUUAUUUUGUAG